AUGACUCUAUCACCUCCGCCGACAUCAUCUUCAAAGAAACGCAAUCCUCGCGCAAGGAGCACUGCAUCCGUCCACUCCAAAGAAGCUGCAUCGACUAGCCUGCCAGCAAACCCACCUCUUCGCUCCUCAUUACGCCUUAGAGAGAAGAGACAACAAGCUGCCACCAAAGCUGAAGCAAAAAGCGUCGAAGCUAUGCCGACGAACGACAUGAAGACAAAAACAGAGUCGACCGAUGCUCCUAAGAAGAAGUCCGCGCCUCCCAAGACCAAAACGAAGGUGUCCGCCAAGCCUGCUCCUCGCAAGGCGGCCUCCGAGUCCGAGCCUUCCACGAAGAAAACAGCGUCCAAGAUUAGGAAGACGAAACCUCGGAAGAAGAAAGCCAUAAAAGAACGAGAACGUUGGCCUGGAAAGAGGAAGUUGGAUUAUUUUAAUACAGACCCCGUAUACUGGUAA
Molecule: messenger RNA, 453 nt
Organism: Neurospora tetraspora
Lineage: Eukaryota; Fungi; Ascomycota; Sordariomycetes; Sordariales; Sordariaceae
Exons: 1
Coding region: 1-453 (150 amino acids)
Source: RefSeq, a predicted model, not a curated record